Cuscuta epithymum is the source of this 2277-nucleotide messenger RNA. NCBI's taxonomy places the organism in Eukaryota, Viridiplantae, Streptophyta, Magnoliopsida, Solanales, Convolvulaceae. The record is from the annotation of a GenBank genome assembly.
UUUCUUUCCUUUCUUUCUCAUCAAUCCACUCCAUUGAUGCAAUCCACCCUUUUACCUGAAAGAACAUUACGCAUUUGACUCAUCUUGGAACCCACACCAGAAAUGAGGAAUCAGAAGCUGAAAGGUCCUCUCUUUAUCUUCUGCAAUCUUUUCUCUGCACAUUUUCUACGCCGUAAAUGUUAUACUCCGUACAGUAUUCAUGUGCAGAGGAAACUGGAUGCUUAUUAACGAAAAUGUAUGUAAAACUAACAGCAACACCCACAGAACAGAGGUAUCUCCAUGAAUGUGGAGGUUUUUUUUUUGAAAAAAAAUGUCAUUUUAUUGAUCAGAGGGUUUGAAUAUUUGGGCUUCAUUGAAGGUCUUCUUCUCUUCAUGCACACAUGGGUUUUGACAAUAAUCUGUAGCAGAGUUUCUUUCAAUAAUUUGGGGCUUUUAAAACAAACAAACAGAGAAGAAAAGAAAAACCUGCAAUUCUGCAUUUGCUAGCUAUAUUUCUGUGUGGGUAUUUAAUUUAUUUUAUUGAUGUAAAAUCGCAAUGCAUGAUACUAAGACAAAUAGCUGUGGUGUGGGGGCCGGGUAUAACAGGAAUGGAAGAUAGUGAUAAGAAGAAGGGGUUAUGGCUGCCAGACAGCAUAAUGGCAGAUAUACUGUGCAGAUUGUCCUCAAAAGAACUGGCCAGGCUGAGGUUCGUUUCGAAGGAAUGGCAGUCCAUCGUCUCCGAUCGGACAUUCGUCUCACUUCAUCUCACCAUGAAACGACGACGUCCCAAAGAGAAGCUCUCUGGAUUCUUCCUCCAAGGAAGGCACUAUUGGUGCAAUGAGGACAUCAAAUCUGUGAGCUACAUGGCGUCUUCCGACGAUGGCGUCAGAAAGGCGGCAGAGAAGAGCGUGCUGAGCUUUCUCCCGGAAGAGGUGGUCAUUCUUUCCUCCACUCAAGGCCUUCUCUGCUGCCGGAGCCUCUUCCUCUCACCUUAUUCUUCUCAGCCCCGUCUGGUCUAUGUCUGCAACCCUCUCACAAAGGAAUGGACUUCUCUUGAAUGGCCUCACCCUCCUCAAGAAAAAGAAACCAGCACUGCCUUGGUUCUCCACCUCUCCAUUUCCCCUACUCAUGUUUCCACAGAUUUUCAUCUCGUUUCAGUUUGCCAAAGAGUAGCCACCGCAAUGACUGAUUUGGGGAAUGACCAGGAGGAAGAUGAAGACGAUGAUGAGUUCGAGUUCCGGUUCAAGACAUACUCAUCCCGAACGAAAGAAUGGCGAGAGUCGAAAGAGGUGUGCAUUUGCAGCAAGAAGUUGCAGAAAAAGGGGUGUAGUGUGGGUGGGGAAGGUGGCGGAAUCAUAUACUGGCUGACAGUGGAUAACCGUGUGCUCAUGUUUGAUUUUAGGAAUGAUCUUUGUUGGAUGAUCAAGGCACCUUUUCCGUCUUCGGAGCUGAACUUCACACCCGGGGUGUGUUUGGGAGAAGGAGGUGAUGAUGGGAGGCUGAGGUAUGUGCUGAUUUCCCAGGAUGGGUUCAUGGUUUGGGAGCUGGAUGAUCAGUUUGCAUCCGUUUGGUCACUCAAAUACUUCAUAGCUCCUGAUGAGCUGGAGAAGGAGAAUCCUGAAAGCAUGUUUCGCAUCUCCAAGAUGCUGCAGUCUCAUCUCACUAUUGAGUCGGGUCCUUGGAUCAAUCCUUUGUCUUUCAAGGAUUCAACUCUGCUGCUGUGGAUAUCUCCUGAUAUCUAUGUGUUUGACUUCGAAACGCGGAAGGCGAAAUUGCUAUGCCCGGAAUCCGCUUUAGGACCGAGCUCUUGUUUAUCCCCAAUUGUCCUUCCUUACACCAUGAGUUUGGUUCCUUUAGGUUAACCACACAUCAUAUAUAUACAUAUGAAGAGAAGUGCUGGAAGGAGUGUUCCUGUGAUCUGUUUUGGUCUCAUUGUCAAACUUUACCAGCAGCCAUUUUGUUGAUCACAAGGGGCGGGCAUGCAUUCAAUAGCUGCUGCUUUUUUGCUCACUACCUUAGUAAAGUGCACCACUGCACAUAUAUAUAUAUAUAUUUAGACAUCUCAAAUUAGCUCAAGUAACUUGCUUAUUUUGAACUAGAGUCCUAAGAAAGGCAGGUUGACACACUUUUUUGUACUCACUACCAAUUGGAGAAUUAGUCAUUGGGUAGAGUUUAAUUUUUGCAUUUGGUAGCUCCCACGUGGUUUGUUUGGAUUAUUACUUCUUUCGGAGUACUAUAAACGCUAGAAAAUGAUGUGCAAAGCUUGAUUUAAAAAAAUGUUGGCUUACGCCUUUUUGC